Messenger RNA from Ilyonectria robusta, 2367 nucleotides. RefSeq lists its product as uncharacterized. The transcript has a single exon. The coding region runs from base 500 to 2122 and encodes 540 amino acids. The record is from RefSeq and is a predicted model, not a curated record. Lineage: Eukaryota; Fungi; Ascomycota; Sordariomycetes; Hypocreales; Nectriaceae.
CAACAAUCAAUCACUACUCGUCACAACCUCCACCACGACGCAAACCCACCGCCCGGUCCGCCCAACCGGACUCGGCCACGCGCGGGGCGUCUCUCAGGUUUCUGCUUCCAGUGCGUCCGGUCAUCGAUCUUCUGCAUGCGUGCGUUGCGUUGUUGCAGGGCCUAGACUGCACUCGAGCUUCCUGAUCUACUGGUCUCCUCCCUCCUCUUGUCUUUCCUCCAGCCAAAGCUCCGUCUGCGUCGUCCGUCGUCCAUCGACCAUCGUGUCUCGCUCGUCCUCGCUUUCUUUCCCUUCAUUAUUCGCCCUUCCCUCGAACCAAACCCCCGGUUUCCCUCUCGUGGGUCCCUGCUCUAUACCCUUACCAUUCGUUCUCGUACGCACCUCGGAGUCUGGGACAUACGUACGCCCACCCCCUGUCUCUCAUCUCCGCCGUCUGGAUCUGCCCGACUGUCUCCAGUUUCCUCCCCAAACGGUCCCACACUGGAAACAUUAGCCCAUCAUGCUAGACUCCCGUCCCUCGCCCAGGUCGCCCAGGUCGCCCGGAUCUCCUGGCUCGUCUGGCCAGGGGCUCAACCAGCUCCAGCUUCGCCUCGACUGCCGUCCUCGUUUUACUGGUACUGGCUCUCGCUCUGCUGCUGCUUCCUCUACUCUAUCUGCAACCCGCUCUGCUGCCCCUGGACCUGCUACAUCACGCUCCUUCGCUCUCGACUCUCCGCUCCAUAUAGCAGAAACAGAAACGCUCUCCCCGCCUGGUUCCCCAUCAUCGCCUUCAGCUCCGCAGCUGCUUCAAUCGCCUCCCGUUUCCCCUCGACGCCGCGACUCGGGCCUCCAUGUAGACGCCGGAUCGCCAAAGCACCGAUCCCCCUUGCGCAACGCCAUCUCCUACUCCGACGCCCCCCAAGGCCUCGACCAUUACUUCACGGCCCCGACCACAGGCCCUCGAGUCUGCCAAAACCAGUUUGGCUCCGUCGAUAUGGCUUACACCGGCGACAAGAGGACGCCUGCUUUGAGGCCUGUCGACCCAACCAUGGCCGCGUCCCCAUCACAACCUUCAGACAGCAGUCCCCUCUCAAGAUGGUUCACACGAGGAAGCACGCCUGUCCCCGACUCCCAGUCAGCAUCCUCCGUUACUUCAACUCCUUCAAGGACGCGUAGCGCAUCAUCGACACCGAAAAUGGGAUCCCCCGCCGGAAGCUCUCGCUUUGCCUUCUUCACCUCUCCCGCCUCAAACUCCCCGGUCCCCGUGCCCCAGAACGACGAGCUCAUGAACAUCGAUAUCCAAUCCGCUCUCUUCCCCGGUGGACCGCCCAUUGACGGAUCUGCCUUUUCACCAGCAGCCUUCAAGAACCUACAAAUGAACGCCAUCGGCCUGCUCGGAAAGUUCCAAAGCGCCUAUCAACAACGCACUAUUGAUUAUCAAGAGCUGAAGUCUGAGCGUGACGCGCAGGAUGAGGAGAAAGAGGAAGUGGAGAUACGGGUCCAGCACUUGAAGAUGCAGUUGGAGGAAAUGGCUCGCAAAGCCGCUGAACGCGAAGAGACGAUGGCAUCGUUGCUCCAAGAGCUGGCCCAGGAAAAGAGGUCGCGAGCAGAGGAACAGCAAGCCGCCCGGUACAAGUGUGUCUCCUCAUCUGAGGCCUCGAUUGUAUCAGAAGACCUGAGCAUCGAUGAGGAUCGCCAGAAGCGGAACUGGAGAAAGAGUACCGCUACCUCAAAGUCCGACCUCAGUCUUGAUACAGACGAGGACAGCAUGGACGAAGCCAGCAUCUUUUCUCGUUCUCGGAGCCCGACUAAUGCCACGAGCAUGUCUGAGAUCAGCCCUUCCGCCACUCCUACUCAGCAAAAGCCGGCGAUGCUGGAACCACCACGUCACAGUAGGACUAGCAACCCCCAAAUGACCACUUUUCAAAAACUGUUCAAGGGCUACGCCAAUGAAGCACACAAGGAUGGAGACUCGGCAAUAGGCGCUGAUGGCUGUCGCAACUGUCAGGGACAGGAUGCCAGCGUGGCCUGGGACACCGUCAGUCUACUCAAAGAUGAGAACAAGGGUCUCAAGACAAGAGUGCAGGAGCUAGAAACGGCAGUUGAGGGCGCUUUGGACGUCAUAAACGGUCUUGCACUAUGAGGCGUUGAUAUGAUUUUUCUUCAAUGAGUGGUGCUUAAGGAUUGGUGGUUUUUUCUUCGGGUGUUCUCGGACGGGGAUAUAUACGGCGUUGUGUGCAUCUGAUACCACUCUGAAUUGGACGGAGAAUUGUUUAUACCUUUCUAUUAUAGCAAGUAGAGGAGUAAAAGACUCCUCGAAAAGCAUGACCAAGUACCUACCAGAUGAGAUAGAAACUUUGGUACUUUACAUGAUACUCGUUUCUCGUG